AUGAAACGGGGUAAUGGACCCUGGCACCACGUUGAGGUGGCCGGCAUCGCCAUGGGAAACCGCAGGUCCCACGCCACAUCAAUGAGGGCAGAGAACAGCCACGAUAAUCGUGAGUUCAGUCUGUGUUGCUGUGCCCCCACAAACCGUCCAAAAUCUGUUUUUCUUUUGUGUGUGUGUGUGUGUGUGUGUUUUAAUUAUUGUUCUUGUGUGAUGCUAUUCAUCGGUCUCACUUACUUCACAACCAACUGUUCCUCCUCUUUCUCACUUUCUGGUUACUUUUGCUCAUCCUGUUUGCUGUCGUCGUCUACCACCGAAACUGAACGGCUGCCAAUUUUAUACCUUUCAUUGAGCCCGGCGGAGUCCUGUAUCACCACAGCCCGAACUGACCCAACGGUACUGGAAAAAGUGCGGGUAUCACUAAUUUCUGUUGUGUACAGCAAAGCCGCGCGUAGGUGCUUUCUUUGUUUUCGGUUGCCAUCGCAGACAUUUUGUUCACCCCAGCGCCGUGUCAUGGCAAUGCUUUCACAGGCUCGCGUAGCAGGUUGGGCGUCGCGCUGGCUUACUGAUGAAUUAGUGGCACUCUCUAAGGCGGGGAAUUGGGAAGCAGCGAUUAGCACCUUUUUACAAUUGCAGCAGGCCAACAUCGUGCAGAGCAAUGUCUUUCAUUAUACAACUGUAAUUAGUGCUUGCGGUCGUGCUGGGAAAUGGGAAGCAGCCAUGUCCAUUUUUGACCAGAUGACGAAGAACGAAGUGAAACCCAACGUCUACACGUACACGGCUGUGAUUAAUGCCUGCGCCAGCGCCGAGAAAGCAGACGUUGCGCUCCGCAUGUUCGCCCAUAUGAGGUUGGCAGAUGUACCACCCAACGUGCAAACCAUGACAGCUCUUGUUAACGCGUGUGCUCGUUCCGGCGAAUGGGAACGAGCGAUAAAAAUACUUCGCGAUUGCGAGGAACUUUUUGUAGCGCCAAAUGUCUUCACAUACACCGCUGCAAUGGACGGGUGCAGGCGGGGGGGUGUUUGGAAACCUGCGGUGGAUUUGCUCAACGAGAUGCGCGACCCGACCCGCGUUCGCCCCAACGAGGUCACGUACAACACUGUGAUUAAUGCAUGUGCGGUGGCGUCCGAGUUGAAUGCCGCGCUCCAAGUUUAUGCGACUAUGGUAAGCGAUGGAUACACUCCUGUCAACUUCACCAAAACACUGCUGAUGCAGUUGUUUAGAAACACAGCACUCAGUGGCCUAGCUGAUGAACUGAAGGUGCGUAAAACCACCUGGCGAGAGAUAAAUGUCCCCGACACUGACCCUGCCACAGCACUUGAAGCUGUCCGCGAGGAUUCCCCGGCAGUGGAGGAGGAGGAGGAGGAAGGGAAAGGGUAA
This is a messenger RNA of Trypanosoma brucei brucei TREU927, 1377 nucleotides long. RefSeq lists its product as hypothetical. NCBI's taxonomy places the organism in Eukaryota, Euglenozoa, Kinetoplastea, Trypanosomatida, Trypanosomatidae. The transcript has a single exon. The record is from RefSeq and is a predicted model, not a curated record. Bases 1 to 1377 code for a protein of 458 amino acids. Gene Ontology annotation, molecular function: protein binding.